Mizuhopecten yessoensis (Yesso scallop) is the source of this 673-nucleotide messenger RNA. RefSeq lists its product as uncharacterized. The transcript has 4 exons. The record is from RefSeq and is a predicted model, not a curated record. The coding region runs from base 162 to 644 and encodes 160 amino acids. Lineage: Eukaryota; Metazoa; Mollusca; Bivalvia; Pectinida; Pectinidae.
UAUAUACACAUGUACGUAGCCACCAUAUUGUUUGUCUUCACGAAUACGACAGUCGAGUCUCGGAAUAUAUAAGGUAGGAGGUUAAAACCGUGUCAAGAAAGGAUACCACUUGAUGUUAUUUUAAUGAAAGUUACACCGGAAUAUUUCUGAAAAUUGGAAACAUGACACAUUUCAAUGGACCAUUAGUGUUGGCUGUUCUUGCAGGCGCCGUAUCAGUGGUAUCCGGCUUCGUCGAUUGUUAUUCGUGUUCAUACACCAUCACCGCCGCGCCAUGGAUUACUUAUGAGUGCGCAAACGACACAGAUCACGUGCAAACAGGAUCAGUACAGGUUCCAUGUCCCGAUUCACUUUAUUGCGUCACAAAAGUCGUCUACAACGCAGAUUUAACGGAAAUAAGAUCGGUCACAAGAGGAUGUAUGGUGCCGGACACCGUCAGAUGUGGCGUGAAUUGCUGUGACAAGAGUCUCUAUGACGUUUCAUGUCAGUACCAAUGUCGUACAGACGGUUGUAAUAACAGAGAUGUCACCACUAAAUUGAACGAACGAAGCGGCACCGGAGCGGCAGCAGCUAUACACUCAGGAGUCAUUCUGCCACCAUUUCUUGUUCUUUUUUCUUCAUUUAUUAUGUCGUUGUUGGGAGGGUGAAAUUUAUUUAUUAAACAAUUAUAGGGUCA